This is a messenger RNA of Angiostrongylus costaricensis, 1899 nucleotides long. The record is from the annotation of a GenBank genome assembly. NCBI's taxonomy places the organism in Eukaryota, Metazoa, Nematoda, Chromadorea, Rhabditida, Metastrongylidae.
AUGCUCACCACAGAGCAACUCGUGGAUCUUUCGGAGAAUUUUAAUACGGUGGAUGAAAAUGGUUCCGGAUAUUUACCACAUAGUGAUCUACAGGCUGCACUUAAAGUGCUCGGCAUUGAUGUGCCAGGAUACAAAAUGCGUGAACUCUCUGAUCGAUACGGUUUUUCAAAUUCGGAAAGGAUUGAAAUUGCUCGAUUUGCAACACUCUUUCAAGAACUGGAGAGAGCAAAACAUGAAGAAACAAACAGAUGGAAAGAAAGAAUCGGAUCUCUUAGCGGCGCAUAUCAAGUGGCUAGUGAUAAACAGGACAACACUGUUCAUACAAUCAGGACGGAGGAAGAGAAAGCAUUUUCAAAUUGGAUUAACUCAAAUUUAUCAAUGGAUCCUGAUCUGAAGCGACUUCUUCCUGUAAUUCCCGAAGGAAACGAUCUAUACACUAAAAUUCAAGACGGUCUAAUUAUAUGUAAACUUGUCAAUUUGGCCGUUGCUGGCACGAUUGAUGAGAGAGCAAUUAAUAAAAAGAAUCUAAACACCUAUACGAAGCUAGAAAAUCUCACAUUAGCACUCAUGUCAGCCCAGGCCAUCGGUUGCAACAUUAUCAAUAUCGAUAACAUAGAUCUUAGCAAAGGAACUCCUCAUCUUGUACUUGGAUUGCUUUGGCAAAUCAUUAGGAUUGGCCUUUUCAAUCAAAUCGAUUUGCAACAUUGUCCUGGUCUAUUCCGACUUCUAAGGGAAGGUGAAACACUUGAUGAUUUGAGAAAACUUUCACCUGAAGAAAUCUUGAUGCGAUGGGUGAACUACCACAUGGAGAAGUUGCUUAUUUCUGUAUUCCAUGCGGGUGUUUCGCGUCGUCUGACUAACUUUACCAUGGAUAUCAAUGAUUCUGAGAUCUACACACACCUGCUUCACCAGAUUGCACCUGCUGGCAGCGGUGUUUCAUUGUAUCCACUUUCUGUGAAGGGCAAUGUGAAUCGUGCUUCGGCUAUGUUAGAUGAAGCGGAAAAACUCGAUUGUCGUGAAUUUGUGACCCCGAACGAUGUUGCGAGUGGAAACUACAAGUUGAAUCUUGCGUUCGUCGCUAACCUCUUCAAUAAACAUCCAAAUCUACCAGAACCAGCUGCGGAUGAAAUUAUUGAGGAAGUCGUUGAAGAGACACGUGAAGAGAAGACCUACCGAAACUGGAUGAACUCAAUGGGAGUAGAUCCUUUCGUCAAUUGGCUUUAUAGCGAUCUGCAGAACGGCUUAAUUAUUUUCCAGCUAUACGACAUUAUACGACCCGGUAUUGUGCAGUGGAAACGGGUGGUUCGUGUAUUCCACAAGUUAAGAGGAAUGAUGGACCAAAUCCAGAACUGUAACUAUGCUGUCGAGCUCGGCAAGCAGCUGCGGUUCUCAUUGGUUGGCAUUCAGGGCAAGGAUAUCUAUGACGGAAAUCAAACUCUAACACUAGCUCUCGUGUGGCAGUUAAUGAGAGCCUAUACGUUGACAAUCCUUGCUAAAUGCACUCAGAGGGGAGACGCGCUCCCUGGUGAUAAGGAUAUUGUGGCUUGGGUCAAUGAGAAGCUGGCCUCGUGCGGGAAAUCCUCGUCAAUCCGCUCGUUCCAAGAUCCCUGUAUCUCAGAUGCGCUGGUUGUACUAGACCUCGUCGAUGCCAUAAAACCUAACAUUAUUGAUCAUUCACUAGUGAAAACGGAUAGAAGUGUCACUAGCAAUAUGGAAAAUGCCAAAUAUGCUAUUACAUGUGGCCGUAAAAUCGGUGCCAAGAUAUAUGCACUACCGGAAGACAUUGUUGAGGUAAAGCCGAAGAUGGUCAUGACGGUCUUCGCCUGCCUAAUGGCUCGUGAUUAUAUGCCCGACAUGAGAGAGUCUGCUACGGCUCCAGUUAAACCAUUAAUCUCCUAA